This is a messenger RNA of Heterocephalus glaber (naked mole-rat), 6701 nucleotides long. It is a transcript of the gene Nwd1, whose product is annotated as NACHT and WD repeat domain containing 1. Gene Ontology annotation, molecular function: protein binding. The record is from RefSeq and is a predicted model, not a curated record. Lineage: Eukaryota; Metazoa; Chordata; Mammalia; Rodentia; Bathyergidae.
CGAAGCCCAGAUUUCCUCACCACGGGCUGGGUCGCCAUUGGCCCUGGGCCCUCCCUCCUUGCCAUCUGCUGUGAGCCAGGCACACAGCAGUUAACUACCAGCCUGGCAGAGUGCCCGGCUAAGCUGGUGCCCUGGGCCAUGGUUUCCUUCAUGAUGCCGUUGCUGGGAGCUCGGGGCGGGACAGAGCCAGAAAGCACUGAGAACAGAAGUCCCUGGCUUGUCUUCCGGGUGGCAAACCUGUCCCGGAAGGUUCUGGAUCAGCCAGCAGCCCCCGCUGCAGGGGCCCAGAGUCCCCGGGAAGCCAGAGGCGGAUGCCCCGCUGGCCUCUAUCCUCCGGGACUCCCAGGAUUGCUCAGUACCCAACAGGCAUCUCUGGAGUAGCCCACAACGGGCACAGUCACUUCCUGGGCACCCACAGGGUGCCAGGCACGCUGACCACAGCAUCCACGCAACUCCCGCUCCGGUGUACGGGACAAAAAGCCAACAAGUAGAAACCACAUCGGUGAUAUGGAUGCGGAGAGGGAGGCCCUGCUGGGGACCGCCUGCCCCGAGCUGCUGACCUUCUGCCGGAACCAAGGCCUGCCCUUCGAGGCCGUGGACCUGCGGUGGGGUGUCCAGGACUCCGAGGCUGCUGACCAGCUGACCCCCGACCUGUGCCUGGAGGAGCUGCAGCGCUGCCAGAGGACGUCCCUGGGGCCAGCCUUCGUCGCCCUCGUGGGUGACCAGUACGGCCCCUGUCCGGUCCCCCGGCGCAUCGAGGAGAAGGAGUGGGAGGCGCUGCGGGCCCAGCUGAGCACCAGGCCGGGGGACCUGGAGCUGGUGGCCCAGCGCUUCCGGAGGGACGAGAACUCGGUUCCCCCCAGCUACGUGCUGCAGGCGGCGGGCGGCGGGGAAGCCCCCGGGCCGGAGGAGCCCACGCUGGCCUCGGUUCUGCGCGCCGCAGCCCAGGAGGCCCGGGGCCGGGGCCUCAUCAGCCAGGAGCAGUGGCAGCGCUACCACCGCUCAGUGCUGGAGUGGGAGCUGGAGCGCGGCCUGCUGAGCGGCUCUCCGGGGGCCACUGUGUUCCUGCGUGAGAUCCCGGAGCUGGCGCGGCACCUGCUGCAGGACUGUGCGCUCCCCGUGGUGGACCGGCUGCCCGACGGCCUCGUGGACACCACCGCACAGGGCCACCUGAGCAGCCUCAAGCAGCGAAUGGCCCAGGAGUGGCCCGGGGUGCUCAAGGUGCACCGGCUGCCCUGGGCCCGCGACCUGGUGAAUCCCAGGAACAAGGCGCAUGCGCGCUACCUGCUCGAGCUGGGCGAGCAGUUCGUGGCCAGCGCUGCGCAUCAGGUCCUGCAGCGCCUCCGGGAGCUACCGCCCGCCCUGCCCUCCCCCGCCUGGCUCUUCCAGGACAUCCGCCACCACCUGUGGCAGGGCACCGAGGCCACCCGGGCCUUCUGCGGCCGCCAGGGGCUCCUGGGCCGGCUCGGCCAGCGGCUGCGGCAGGAUGACGGCUGUCCUCACAGCCCCCUGGUGCUCUUCGGCCCCCCGGGCAUCGGGAAGACCGCCGUGCUGUGCAAGCUGGCCGAGCAGGCAGCCGGGCUGCUGGGCCGUAAGACGGUGACAGUGCUGAGACUGCUGGGGACGUCGCAGGGCAGCGCAGACGCCCGCGGGCUCCUGGCCGGCCUGUGUCUGCAGCUGUGCCUGGCCUUCGGGCUGCCCGCGCCACCGCCCCAGGUCCUGCAGGCCCGCACCAGGUUGGCCCAUUUCUUCCACGUGCUGCUCCACACCGUGGCCCGCAGGGACUUUGAGUCCCUGGUCAUCCUGCUGGACGCUGUGGAUGACCUGGACCCCGGCCGGCGCUCCGGGGCCAUCCCCUGGCUGCCCCUUGCCUGCCCCCCGCGGGUCCACCUCAUUCUGUCUGCCUGCUCCGGGCCAUGCGGCGCCUUGCACGCUGUGCGGGCGACACUCAGGGACUCGGACGCCUAUUGGGAGGUGGAGCCGCUCUCUGAAGACCAGGCCCAGGAGAUGGUGCAGCUCCUGCUGGCUGCGGCGGGGCGCACACUGAGCCCAGCCCAGCGCAACCUGCUGUGGGCCAGCCUGCCCGAGGCCGGAAACCCUGGGCGCCUGCAGCUGGCAUUCCACGAGGCCCACACCUGGGCCUCUUUCUCUGUGCCCGUGCCCCUGGCCACCACCGCGGAGGAGGCGACACACCAGCUCUGCGCCCGCCUGGAGCUGACACACAGCUGGCUUCUGGUGGCCCACGUGCUGGGCUACAUCGAAGCUUCCCGGCAUGGGCUGGCAGAGGCGGAGCUGAAGGACGUGCUGUCGCUGGAUGACGAGGUGCUGCAGGCCGCCUACCGGGCCUGGACGCCGCCCAGCCGGGAGCUGCUGCGCUUCCCUCCCCUGCUGUGGGUGCGGCUGCGCAGGGACCUGGACCACUGCUUGUCCCGGCGGCCCAUGCACGGCACCACACUGCUGGCCAUCGCCCACAGGCAGCUGGCCCAGGUGGUCCGAGAGCGCUACCUGUCCCCACCUGAGGCGGCCGCGAGGCACAGCGUCCUGGCCGACUUCUUCGCGGGCACCUGGAGCCAAGGGACCAAGAAACUCAUCACUCUGCCGCGUGUGGGGGGGCCGCUGAGCCUGGACCGGAAGGUGGCCCCACAGCCCCUGUGGUUCUCAGACUCCGUUGCCAAUGAGCGGAAGCUGGCGGAGCUGCCCCUCCACCUGCUGCAUGCCGGGCGCACCAGGGAGCUGCUGCAGGAUGUGCUGGGUGACAUGAGCUGGCUGUCCUGCCGGCUGCUGUCUGGUGGCCUCGAUGCCCUGCUGGACGAUGUGGACCUGUGUGUGCCCCACGUGGACAGCCCGGAGCUGGGCCUGCUGCGUGAGGCCCUCGAGCUCUGCCGCCCAGCCCUCGAGCUCCGGGGCACAGAGAGAAGUGUGCUGUAUGUGGAGCUGCUGGCCCGGCUGCAGGCCUUUGCCGCCUCGUGCCCUGUGCUGCUGGGGCCGCUGAGUCAGCAGGCCCAGGCCUGGCUCCGCGCAUGCCCGCACCCUGUGCUGGUGCCGCUGGCCCCGUGUCUGCAGCCCCCGGGGGGGCCCCUGUGCACCUCCCUCACCGGCUGUCACAGAGGUGUCACCGCCCUGGCGUGGAGCCCGCAGGAGCGGCUGCUGGUGGUGGGCGCCCAGGACGGCAUGGUGACCGUGUGGGACGUGGAGGAGGCACGCGUGACCCACAUCCUCACAGGACACGCAGGAGAGGUGACCUGCCUGGCUGUGCUUGCCCGGGAAGCGCUGGCCGUCUCCGCCUCCAGGGACCGCACGCUGUGCCUGUGGCACCUGCUGUCCGGCCGGGAGAGGUUCACCCUGCGGGACACAGGCACCCCGGACCCCCAGACCUGCCGCCUCCACCUGGACGAGGCUCAGGGCGUGGUGUACGCAGCCUGGAGCUCACAGAUCAGUGCUUGGAACCUGCAGACCGCGGAGCUGCUUUUCCGCAUCCUUGGCGACGUCUCUGACCCCUGGGUGUACACAGCUGUGCUGGUGUCCCAGGCCCAGUUGUUGACCUUGUCCAAGGGCGGUGCCAUCAGUGUGAGGAGCUCAGCCACUGGACAGCUGCAGGGGACACGGCCCCUGUCCAGCACACCAGAGGAGACCCCGUCCUGUGCAGUCCUGGUCCAGAAACAAGGAAGGCUGAUCGCAGGGUUCAGCAGCGGCUCCAUUGCUGUGGUUUCCCCGGAUGGAGACCAUGGGGACCAGCAGCUGGAGAGGCUCCCGGAAGCAGUGUGUUUCCUGGUGCUGGCGGAAGACGAGUCCCUUCUGGCAGCAGGCUUUGGGAGAUGCGUGCGGACAUUUCUGGCCGACUCACAGGCCUUCCGCCAAUUUCUGGCCACCGACUUGGAGCAUGAGGACACGGUGGAGACGUCAGUGUUCGGGCCCCAGAACAAUCUGAUUGUCACCGGGUCCAGAGAUGCGCUCGUUCAGGUGUGGAGCCUGUCUGAGCAGGGGACCCUGCUGCACGUCCUCGAGGGCGUGGGCGGCCCCGGGAGCCUGCUGGCCCGGGCCGGGGCCCUGGUGGCGUGCGCAUCCCAGCAGUCCUCCUCCCUCAGGGUCUGGGACCUCAGCUCCCCGCAGCGGCCGCAGCCCCCCGCGCCCUUCCCAGACCGCGCGGGCCUCGUCGCCCUGUCCCACCACGGGAGCUUCGUCUACUUCCCCAAGGUCGGAGACAAACACAAAGUCACCGUCUGGGACGUGGCCGAAGGUGAGGUACAGGACACCCUGGACGCGUCCAGUGAGGUCCGGUGCCUGGAAGUGGCCGAGGGGCCCAAACUCCUGUUUGCGGGGCUGUCGUCGGGGGCUGUGCUGGUGUUCCCGCUGGACUCGAGGCAGGAUGUGCUGUGUGUGCCCCCGCCCGAGGCCCGCAAGCCAGUCGUGUGCAUGGCCCUGAGCAAGCUCGAGGACCGGCUGGCCAUCGCCUACGACAACACCGUGCUGGUGCUGGACGUGGAGCCCGGGGACCCGUGCCCAGCCAUCGAGGGGCCUGCAUACACCUUCUACACGCAGCUGCCCGAGACCAUCGCCAGCGUGGCCGUGCUGGGUGACCACCGUGUGCUCUAUGGCAUGACCAGCGGUGACCUCUUCCUGUACGCAUGUUCCGACUCCCAAGUGUUCCCGCUCGAGGCCCACAGCAGCCGAGUGACCUGCGUGGAUGUCAGCCACAGCGAGCAGCUGGCAGUCAGCGGGUCCCAGGAGGGCCGCCUAUGUCUCUGGGACGUGGGCACGUGUGCGUGCAGGCUGGAGCUGGGCUACACGAGCUCCUACUGCCCCGGGGUGCGAUGCGUCUGCUUCUCGAAGGAUGACAAAUACGUGUUCUCAGGCUUGCAGGACCGCUCCGUCAUCGUCUGGAGCGCAGUGGACGGGACGCUACUGGCCACCCAGUUUGUCCACGCAGUGGUGACCAGAAUCAUCCCCACUUCUAAUGGCUUCAUUGCCCCCACAAGCCAUGGCUACAUCCUCCGGAAUCGGUUCCAGUGCCCAGCCUCCAGGGCCUCACAGCAAGACCCCCUCAGGAACUUCCAGAAGGCGGUGUGGAGGGUCAAAUGGAGGCAGAGGGAGGAGCUGGCAGCGGGAGCCCCCCAGGACUCGGAGUCAGAGGCGGCCCAGGGAAGGGAGGCCAAGCACAACAAGCGCUCUCAGGUCUGCCGGAUUGUGUGAGGCUGUUCAUAUGGCAGCGGCACCAGAAAUGGCUUUCCUGGAGGACAACGGGCCCCAAGGCCUCAGGGCAUUUUCCACUCUUCCAUUCCUUUCCUUCCCAUGAGACGCAUUACUCAGACCUACAGCUCCAGGUUAGCAACAUGCUGGCCAAUGCCCUGCGGGCUCCACGUUCAGUAGAAAGAGCGCUUGGGUUCCCAAGAGUGGCAGCCAGGGGCUGGCCCCGCCUCCAUUGGCUCGGAUUGGCUGAACGCUCACCCUUGAACCAAUCACCAACACAGCACUUUGAUUGGCUGGCUGGAUCUAAUGUCCACUACUGGGCUAAGGCUGGGGAUGAAAUCCACACGCGGGAAAGGGGCAGGGGCUAUGAGACCGGCCAGACCACCACUGAGGGGACUGCAAGGUUCUCCAGUCUGUGAUGCCGCAGACCUGUCCUUGUUCCCCCUCACAGCCCCUACUUCGAGGAAGGCAGGAAUUUGAGUCCACUUUACAGAUGGGGACACUGGCCUUGCAGAGGUGACUCGGGCUUGCUCCAGGUCACGAGUCUGAGGUGUGAGCGCUCUGAGUGGUGACAGCCAGGAGCUGUCUGUCCCGACCCUUGUGGCCCGGCCAGGCCCAUGUACCUUUCCCAGUAGGGUCUACUUCACAGCAGGGCCUGGCAGGGACUGCAGCAGCCUCCGCCCCGCUAUCAGAGCUUCCUUCACUGCUGCACAAAGCCAGAAAGCUAGAUCUUAUUAUUAUUACUAUUAUUUUUUGGUAUUGGGGAUCGAACUUGGGUCCUUGCGCUUGCGCAGCAGGCGGUGAAACCACUGAGCUAAAUCCCCAACCCUCAGCUAGAUCUUAUUAUACCAGAUGUUCCCAUUUGUAAAAGUUGGCCAUCAGCUCAAAUGUGUACCCAUAGGCACCCUGGGCCUGUCUGUCCCUGGUGCAUGAGGUGACUUCAGGGCUCACGCUGGCAUUAAAAUAACAACCAUGUUAUAGUUCCUGAGCCCCAGUCCCUCAAUCCCUAACUUCUGGGGUACAGAUGCUCUUAUGGCUUGCAUGCACCUUCUCUCUGCUCAUGGCCUUCUGGUCGCUCCCCUUGCAUCUGUGCUUUUGCUAUCACGAUAGGAGGGUUCAAGCUGCCCAGGUCCCUCCUGCCCUCUGCUGGAUUCUACAGAAAUUCCAAAACACAACCCUGGGAAAAGAGGCAUUUUUUUGUGGCAACAGGAUGGAACCCAGGGUUCAUACUGCUAGGUAAGGGCUCCACCGCUGAGUUCACCCCAGCCCAGAAAAUAAAGCUUUUGAGCUUGAUGAGACUACUGUUUCACUCAUCCAUUUCCCAAACCAGGGCUCCAAGGCAGCCCUGGAGAGUUCCACAAAUAUUUGCAUCCACUUCUAAAAUAUUUUAGGGGCUGAGGAUUUAGCUCAGUGGUGCCAGUGCCUGCCUCGAAAGCAGAAGGUCCUGAGAUCGAUCCCCGGUACCAAAAAAAAAAAAUUUAAAUUGGCCAAGUGCAGUGGGGUACACCUGUAAU